Messenger RNA from Aricia agestis (brown argus), 1373 nucleotides. RefSeq names its product putative nuclease HARBI1. The transcript is spliced from 5 exons. The record is from RefSeq and is a predicted model, not a curated record. NCBI's taxonomy places the organism in Eukaryota, Metazoa, Arthropoda, Insecta, Lepidoptera, Lycaenidae. Bases 289 to 1350 code for a protein of 353 amino acids.
CGGCCGAACCCAAUAUACGAUCCUAAUCCGUUUUUACCAAUCCAAGAUCUAUAUUUGAAUCCAUAUUUGUGUUUAAGUGUGCCAAUAAUGUAUCCACAGAUUGAAAUUACAAUCUGUGGUUGCAAGCCAUCCAUUGGAGGUUCGCUCUAUGAUUUUGGAUAGCCCUCCGUUUGAAAAUGACAGUUCGAGUGUAUUCAUAACCGAUCUCACAGUUUUGACGUUUCUUUAGAUCGGUUUUUUGAUCCAAAUCUGCAAUCUUAAGAAUUUCUCGGUUUUGCUGUUUAAAAUAUGGAUUUGUCUAUACUCUCAAGCAGUGAUAGUAGUGAUUUUGAGGAUCUCAUACUGAUUUCGAGUGAUGAAGAAGAUGCCCCGAGACGCUGUUCACGUAGGAUGAGAAGAAUUAACUAUAUGCAGAGUCUCGAUGAAACUGACUUUACUUUUAGGUUUAGGUUAUCUAAACCUGCAGUGGAAUUAUUGUUAAAUGAAAUAAUGCCUUUCAUACGUGUUACCUCUUCAAGAAACUAUGGAGUCUCACCGCUUCAUCAAUUAUUAUUGUCUUUGCGUUUUUAUGCGUUAGGGACAAUGCUAAUAUCUGUAGCCGAUUUUGUUGGAGUGUCAAAAUCCACUGCAAGUAGAAUAGUGAGGGACAUAUCAUCAGCAAUUGCCAGAUUGUAUGAUAAAUACAUUUUUGUCCACCAAAAUGGUGCUGAGAAAUUUUACACGAUAGCUGGAUUUCCUCGUGUUUUAGGUGCAAUAGAUUGCACCCAUAUUCGCAUACAAUCACCAUGUCACUUAAUAGGCGAAGAGUUUAGAAAUAGAAAAGGUUACUUUUCUAUCAAUGUUCAAGGAGUCUGUGAUGCAGAUUUGAGGUUAAUGAAUGUUGUGGCUCGGUGGCCGGGGUCUGCACAUGAUGCCACCAUUUUCAAUAACUCAAUCCUAAGAGCUCAGUGUGAUGCUGGUGAAUUUGGGAACCGAUGGAUGCUUGGAGACAGUGCCUAUCCAAACAGACCUUAUCUAUUGACACCCAUUCUAAAUCCGUCUACAGCUGCUGACAAUAGAUACAAUGAAGCUCAUAUUAAAACUAGAAAUACUGUUGAACGCACAUUUGGAGUUUGGAAACGUCGUUUCCCUGUUAUUGCCUUAACUCUGCGCUUGUCCCUGCCAAACAUUCAUGCACUGAUAAUAGCUACAGCAGUCUUACACAACAUUUGUAGAAAUUUCAACCUGCAAGAAGUUCCCUCAGAAGUUGAGGUACCCGCACUGCCAGCUGAAGAUUAUAUUGAAGAAAGGUGGCAAGAAGAGUUAGACAUUACCCAAAGAAGAGACCUCAUAAAUAACUAUUUUAGUUAGGUUAAAUAAAACAUUUUAUCAUA